AUGUCUCGUGCUCGGAUAUUUCAGUGGCAUAAAACAUUUUUGGAUGGUCGAGAAGAUGUGCACGAUGACCAAACAUCAGGUCGACCAAAAACCACCAAAACUGAUGAAAACAUUAAAACAGUUCAAAAGCUAGUUCGUAGUGAUCGCCGUUUAACAAUUAGAAUGAUGGCUGAAAUGCUUAGCAUGAACAAGGAAUCGAUUCGGAAGAUUUUAAUUGAAGAUUUGUCCAUGAGAAAGGUGUGUGCAAAGUUGGUGCCAAAACGUCUGACGAAUGAACAAAAACAGAAAAGAGUGGACAUUUGCACUGAUCUUCUUGAUCGAACUGAACAAGAGGCAAACCUUCUAGACAGUGUUAUCACAAGGGAUGAGUCAUGGGUGUUCCAGUAUGACCGGAAAGUAAAAGACAAAGCCUCCAGUGGACAACGAUAA
Molecule: messenger RNA, 429 nt
Organism: Gigantopelta aegis
Lineage: Eukaryota; Metazoa; Mollusca; Gastropoda; Neomphalida; Peltospiridae
Product: protein GVQW3-like
Exons: 1
Coding region: 1-429 (142 amino acids)
Molecular function (GO): nucleic acid binding
Source: RefSeq, a predicted model, not a curated record